Balaenoptera acutorostrata (minke whale) is the source of this 843-nucleotide messenger RNA. RefSeq names its product receptor activity modifying protein 1 (gene RAMP1). Gene Ontology annotation, cellular component: signaling receptor complex; membrane; cell surface. The record is from RefSeq and is a predicted model, not a curated record. Gene Ontology annotation, biological process: regulation of G protein-coupled receptor signaling pathway; receptor internalization; cellular response to hormone stimulus. Lineage: Eukaryota; Metazoa; Chordata; Mammalia; Artiodactyla; Balaenopteridae. Bases 52 to 498 code for a protein of 148 amino acids. The transcript is spliced from 3 exons. Gene Ontology annotation, molecular function: coreceptor activity.
GGCGGGCUCAGUCCUCGGCGGGGCGCGCGGCGGGCGGACUCGGCUGCGGACAUGGCCCGGGGCCUGCGCGGCCUCCCGCGGCGCGGCCUCUGGCUGCUCCUGGCGAGCCACCUCUUCAUGGCCACCGCCUGCCAGGACGCCACCUUCAGCACCCUCCUCCACGAGCUCUGCCUCGCCCAGUUCCAGGUGGACAUGGAGGCCGUCGGGAGGCCGCUGUGGUGCGACUGGGGCAAGACCAUCGGGAGCUACAAAGAGCUCUCGGACUGCACCAGGCAUGUGGCACAAAAGCUGGACUGCUUCUGGCCAAACGCGGCGGUGGACAUGUUCUUCCUCUCCGUCCACCGGCACUACUUCAGAAGCUGCCCCGUCUCAGGCAGGGCCUUGCAGGACCCGCCCAGCAGUGUCCUCUGCCCCUUCAUCGUGGUGCCCAUCCUGGUGACCCUGCUCGUGACGGCACUGGUGGUCUGGAGGAGCAGGCGCCCGGAGGGCAUCAUGUAGGCUGGGGGCGGGGAGGGCUGCCCGAUCAUGGAGGCUGCCGAGCAGGCCAGAGGGUGGGCACGGGGGCCGAGCCCGGCCAAGGCUUCUGGUACUCCAGCGGCAGAGCAGACCCCCGGUCCCCUCUUCUUCUACCCAAGAAGAGCUCACAGCAGGAUUUUGGAGUGGUCACGGCACAGGCAUUGACCUAGAAGCCACCCUAGGAAGGGCAGCCCAGGUGCUGGGAGGGAGCGGGGCGUAGCUGUCAGCGUUUCUGGGGAGGGUUCUGAGCUGUCUCCCAAGGUGUUUAUGAACCACCCCCUGGCUCGAUUAUGGAUAAGUAGUUUGUGAUUAAAGGAUGUCCUUGAA